AUGGAUUAAUCACCAGAUCUCCCCUAAAACUAAGUGUUGUAAAGAAGUGAAACGCAGGCUAUUCCAAAAGAUACUACUGGCAGAAUAGUUUAUUAAACAUAUUUUUGUUUAUUGGGUACCACUCUACUAGUUUUAUCAAUUAUAUCUUAUUAUUUCUACUGCGAUGCAUUCGAUAAUUAUAAGUUAAUCAUAGAGAAUUGGCAGUAAUAACCAAUAGAAUCCAUACGAAUGACUUUUGAUAAUUGCAAUGAUGGUGUAAGAAUGAACAUAAUGUUUUAGGAAAUAAAUUUAAUCAAUUACAAAUGGCCUGGAACUGUGGAUGGAUGCGAUUGUCGGUAUGGUUUAAGAUUAUUGGCUGUUUAAACUAAUAAUCAUCACACAUGGAUCCCAAGAAAUAAGAUCUACAAUAAUCAUGCUUGUAACAUAACACAAAGAGCAUGGGGAUGUGUUUCCGUAUAUGCUAAAAACCCUAUUGAUUUUCAUAGAUUCCCAUCAAAAACACAAAAAGAAGGGUUCAAACUAUGUGCUGUGCUUGAGAAAGACAACAGUUUCUAUUCUCGCCAUCCUGAUUCAAAUGAAUGUCCAAAAGGUUAAAUAAAAUGUGGAAACCAGCCCGAUUACUUUUAUUGUACUAGUUAGCCCCAAUGUCCGGUAUUUGAAAUCGGUUUCAAAGGUGCUUCUGAAGUGUAAGAUGCGUAAGAAUAGACGGAAAAGGGAUUUACACUUUUAUAUAAUAGAAAGAGUGAGUACAAACUACCAUUGGUGGAGGUUAGGGUGUCAGAAGGAAAAGGGAUUUGCAUGAAGAAUCAUGAGAGAGGGUUGACUUCUGGGAGAACAGAGUAUUCAUUAAUGAGAGAGAACAAAACUGAAUGCGAAAUUGAUAACCGAUUUAUUAAGUUGCAAUCCUCAAAUGAAGUAGAGUUUUAUGAAUCCAAUAAUCAAUUGAAAUUGUAGGAUCAACUGAGAGGGUAUGAGAUUUCAACAUAAUAUCAAUGGGGUAAUUGAGAUUCUUAAUUCAGGUCUUUAUGGUCGAGGAUAUAUUGAGUGGAAGAUGUCGUGUAGAGGAGAAACCUUUGAUAAUUUUAUUGAUCAGGAACAAAUAUUGGAAGAGAUCUUACAUACUUAGAAACUUCUGAUGAUAGUAUCUAUAAUCUACUUCUUCGUAAUCUCAGUAAUGUGGAGUUGUAUACAAGCCCAAACUAUAUAAGGAGAGGAUUGGCCUUGUAUUAAAGGACGUGGCACUGAAGAGUCCAACACCAUAUUUUAUUUGGAAAUACUAACCAAAGUUUUGUUAUAGAGUUUAUAGGCUUUCAUCAUUUUUUCUAGUUUUAGUAAAACCAAGGCGGAAAGUGACUUUUUAGAAGGUGUUCUCCUGCAGAAUUGCUCUGACGAAUAUGUUUAAUUACAAUUAGAGUACUUAAGGGAUAUGCUCACUGAAAAUAUUUAUAAUUUUAACAAGGGCUGCUUGAUUCUAUUUUGUGUUACCACAGCCUUUGACUUUUGUGUGGCAUUAUAUCUGGUAGUUUCAUUCAUAAAGGAUAGAAAUUCAAAGUAAAGUAGUUUUGAAUAUCGAGAUGAAAUUAAAUAGGGUUAUGAAUUAAAUUAAAUGAAUGGGAUGACAAAUCAAAAUUAAUAACAAUUAAAUGAUUAAUCUCAAUACAACAAUUGA
Paramecium octaurelia is the source of this 1669-nucleotide messenger RNA. The record is from the annotation of a GenBank genome assembly. NCBI's taxonomy places the organism in Eukaryota, Ciliophora, Oligohymenophorea, Peniculida, Parameciidae.